Molecule: messenger RNA, 1017 nt
Organism: Medioppia subpectinata
Lineage: Eukaryota; Metazoa; Arthropoda; Arachnida; Sarcoptiformes; Oppiidae
Source: the annotation of a GenBank genome assembly
AUGUCUUCAGUCAAACGCUAUCACUUCCCGACUGAACAAACUGAAGACUCGGUUCACUGUAUUGUCGUCUGUAUUGACCACUACUUAACCCCCAAAGCAAUGGCCGACUCAUCCGAUGAGCGCAGUUCUGGAGAUGCCGUUCAGAGUCGACUGAAGGAACAGUUGAAGGAUUGGCGAGAAUUGGUGUUGAGAUUGCAUUCACUGCUCAUAUGGCAGACAUCGGAAGCGUCUCCACUCAUCCUAUGGGCGGUCGUGUCUCUGGUCUUUGCUGUGAUCUGGUAUUUGGAUGUCUCGGUGUUGACCACACUCUCGGUGUUAGCGAUGAUGGGUUCAGUCAUUGAUUACGGCCUUCCCGUUGUCAACACUUACCUCUUUGAUCCGUCCAAAUGGAGUUCCUCCGAUGAGACAAAGUUGGAGAAGAUAUGCAGCGAAUUGUCGACCAAUUGGACAGUCAUUGCCGCGUCUUAUAGGGAAUGGCAACACAUGAAGAGCGCAAACCCGCGCCUGUAUUACGCGGUGCUGUUGUCGUCACUGUUAGGCCUGAGUUGGAUCGGAAACGUUGUCCACAACCUUCUCCUCACAUAUCUGUUGGUCGUAUUCGUGGUUUUGUUUCCGGGACUCAAACACAAGGGACUGAUCGACAAAUACUCAGCCCUUGUAUUGAGUUAUGUCUGCAAAUUGAAGAGAAAUUGAUUUCCUUUUCAAACUCUUUAUCCCAUUAUUUAAAUUAUAGCUUAAGUUUUGCCACAAUUUGUUCAUUCAUUGGUAUUAUUCGUUAUUUAAGUCCCAAAUUGUUUGAAACUUUUAGUUUACUUUGAAAGACAUUUGUUUAUAAUUAGAUUAUAAUUAAUUUCUCGAUUGCAUUCACUUUGAAUUGUAAUUAUCGCCACUUUUGCCAAUAUAUUUAAAUCUCAAAUAUAAUUAACACAAAUCCUUUCAAUGCAUGCCUUAAUGGAGUGUUUUAUAAAGAAAUGUCAAAAAGAAAUGUAUUUAUAAAUUAAAACAAUAUUAACUAAA